UCAUGUGUGUAAACACACCAUACCCCAUUCUCAGGACAUAAUUGACAACUGCAAAUAUGUUACAAAUGAAAAAUCGUAUAAAAUAUUGCUCUUUAGCCAUUGCUGCGGCCAGGUUUUUUUCGUCUGGACCUGUCAAGAACCCAGUCGUGUAUUUUGACAUCGCAGCUGACAAUGAACCUCUGGGAAGAAUCUUAAUAGAGUUGAAUGCAGCUAUUGUACCCAAAACAGCAGAGAACUUCAGAGCCCUGUGCACUGGUGAGCAUGGCUUUGGAUACAAAGGAUCAGUGUUCCAUAGAGUCAUUCCUGAAUUCAUGUGUCAGGGAGGAGAUUUCACACAUCACAACGGGACUGGUGGGAAGUCUAUAUAUGGGACAAAGUUCAGUGAUGAGAACUUCAAACUGAAACACACUGGGCCAGGUGUCUUGUCAAUGGCAAAUUCAGGGCCGAACACAAAUGGUUCUCAGUUCUUCAUCUGCACAGUUAAAACUGAAUGGCUGAAUGAUAAACAUGUGGUGUUUGGUCAGGUGAAGGAGGGCAUGGACAUAGUAUUCAAGAUGGAGUCCUUCGGUUGUCAUGAUGGUGGCGUGGUGAAGAAAAUCGCCAUCACAGACUGUGGGGAGAUCAAGUAAAACACACUAAAACUGAUGAAAUACACACAAACAUCAGAGAAUGGCGCUAUGGAAAAGGGCUUUUGGAAACAACUGAGCUUUUCUAGGUGGGUUUUCUCAUAUGUUUAUUUUUUUUGUCUUAAUUAUUUAUUACUUUCCAAUCAUCAGAACCAUGUAAUUUAUCCAUUAAUGAAUGGCAAUCAUGAAUACACUAGCCAUGUGUCUCAUAAAUGUUGUCUCAUUGCCUUUGGACACACAACAUAUUUAUAGAAUUUAUACUUAUUUCCUGUAGUCUGUACGAACUCUCAUGACUAUCAGGUUUUUUCGUAACGUUUAUUUUAGACAUUUAGUUACUGUGUGGUGAGGUUUGAACAUUGUUCAUCACAGGCACUAAGAUACUUCUAAAAGGGGUGCUUUUCAUCCUACAAUAUUUUUGUAAAGAACAUAAUGGAUGAACUAUUUAUAGCAUGGACAAUGCACCUAAUGCAAACAGUAAACUGUACAUCAUUGUAAAUUUACUGCCAGAAUAAAGCCAUGUUUUCAGAUGUUU
Messenger RNA from Esox lucius (northern pike), 1158 nucleotides. It is a transcript of the gene ppifa, whose product is annotated as peptidylprolyl isomerase Fa. NCBI's taxonomy places the organism in Eukaryota, Metazoa, Chordata, Actinopteri, Esociformes, Esocidae. Gene Ontology annotation, molecular function: peptidyl-prolyl cis-trans isomerase activity. The record is from RefSeq and is a predicted model, not a curated record. Gene Ontology annotation, biological process: protein peptidyl-prolyl isomerization; protein folding. The coding region runs from base 57 to 629 and encodes 190 amino acids. The transcript has 6 exons.